Molecule: messenger RNA, 739 nt
Organism: Mus pahari (shrew mouse)
Lineage: Eukaryota; Metazoa; Chordata; Mammalia; Rodentia; Muridae
Product: DNA-binding death effector domain-containing protein 2
Exons: 3
Coding region: 130-597 (155 amino acids)
Biological process (GO): extrinsic apoptotic signaling pathway via death domain receptors; apoptotic process; regulation of apoptotic process
Cellular component (GO): nucleolus
Molecular function (GO): DNA binding; protein binding
Source: RefSeq, a predicted model, not a curated record
GACGCAGGCGUAAUAAUAGAGAAGGUGCCAGAAAGAUCCAAAACAAGUGGCUGCGGCCGUCGCCCAGAAGUCAUCGGACGCUGGAAUCUGGCCCUGGUUCUGAGCUUGUUCCGCACCCCUCCCCUGGGAAUGGCGUUGUCCGGGUCGACCCCGGCCCCGAGCUGGGAGGAGGAUGAGUGUUUGGAUUACUACGGCAUGCUGUCGCUUCACCGUAUGUUCGAGGUAGUGGGCGGGCAGCUGACCGAGUGCGAACUGGAGCUCCUGGCCUUCCUGCUGGAUGAGGCCCCCGGCGCCCCCGGCGGCCUGGCCCGAGCCCGCAGCGGCCUGGAGCUGCUUCUGGAGCUGGAACGCCGCGGGCAGUGCGACGAGAGCAACCUGCGGCUGCUGAGCCAACUCCUGCGCGUGCUAGCCCGUCACGACCUCCUGCCACAUCUGGCCCGAAAGCGGCGCCGGCCAGUGUCCCCCGAGCGAUACAGCUAUGGCAGUCCCAGCUCUUCUUCCAAGAGGACAGAGGACAGUUGCCGGCGUCAGGGACAGGCGAGCAGUUCUUUGGAUUCUCCUCAGAGUCAGUGGGACACAGGUGAGUCUAUACUGUGACUAAUGUCCUGCAUCCUGGUCCAUCAAGGAAAUGGCCCGCAGGGUUCUGUAUUUUGCGGUGUGCCUGUGUUUAUUAUUGCUAUCGGAGGAAGGAGAAGCAUGUGUCCUGAAGCAACAGGGUUGUGUCACAGGGACUCACUCA